AUGCCGCGAAUUACAGCUCAAGUAAAAUCAACUAUCUCCAAUCCAGUUGAGAGUAAGACAGACUUGGUCAAUUUGCUUUCAGACUUAUUGAAACCUUUGGAUGAUGCUAGAUCGGAUGGAGGAGCAAGGAUCACUCUCGGUCAUACGGGGACACACUUUGACCCUGUUGCUGCUGAGAUGGAAGGAUAUGCAAGAGCUUUAUGGGGUUUAGCUCCUCUGAUGUCUAGUGAUCCUGAUAAUAAACUUCUCAAGGACUUGGGCAAGAAAUGGAGAGAAGGUCUGGAUGCUGGAACGGAUCCAAGUAGGGAAGAUGAAUAUUGGGGAGAUCACACACAGAAAGAUCAGAGAUUCGUCGAAAUGGCUGCCAUAGGCAUAUCUUUAGCCAUUGCACCUUCUACUUUCUGGGAUCCACUGUCUGCAGAAGCCAAGCAGAGAGUGACCCAAUGGCUCUUAAAGUGCAAUGGAAUGGAGUUUCCUCAAAAUAAUUGGCGAUUUUUCCGUGUCCUCGUAAAUCUGGGUCUCAAGUCUGUAGAUGCGGAAUACAGUCAACAAGCUAUUGAAGAUGAGCUGGAAUAUAUGGAGUCGUAUGUUGGUGAACACGGAUUUCCCUCUGACGGUCCGCAGAAUAACAACAACGGCGCAUACGAUUAUUAUGCCACGUCUUUCGCUAUUCCAUUCUACUCUUUACUAUAUGCAGCUAUUACCUCCCGAUCACCUAAACUUGCCGACCCCGAAAGAGCAGAGAAAUAUCGUCAGAGAGCGAGAGAUAACGUUCCUUAUGUGAUACAUCUCCUUGCUCCAGAUGGUGCCGGUAUACCUUUUGGUAGAAGUAUGACCUACCGCUUUGCAGUAAGCUCAUUCUGGGCUGCAGUGGCUUUUGAUAAUCUCGAGCUGCCUAAACCAUACACCUGGGGCGUAGUAAAGGGUCUUCUGCUGAGAAAUAUAAGGUGGUUCACUCAAAACCCUGAGGUGUUCAACCGAGACGGAUCCUUGACUAUAGGUUGGGCGUAUCCUUCCUUAUUCAUGAGCGAAGAUUAUAACUCCCCUCAAUCACCAUAUUGGGCUUUGAAAUCGUUCUUUGUUCUAGCUCUGAAGGAGUCGCAUCCUUUUUGGAUCUCUGAAGAAGAGCCGUAUCCUAAGGAGUUACUGCCGGAUCCGUGGAUUGUGGUGAAACCUUGGAUGCAAGUAUUCAGUCAUGCCGCGGGGCAUACAUUCGUUCUCAACGGUGGACAGAACAAGAAUGUUGGUUUCCCGAUGAGACAUACAGCAGAGAAAUAUAACAAAUUUGCAUAUUCCUCUGCAUUCGGUUUUUCUGUACCCUCAGGCGCAUUAGGAUUUCCUCAACAUGCACCUGAUUCCGUACUGGCUUUGUCUGACGAUGAAGGAUUGAAAUGGAGAGUACCUUUCAAGGUGGAAAACCUCGGAAUAAGUGAUGAAGGGAUAGUAAAAGCUAGAUGGUUUCCUUGGCCUGAAGUAGAGGUGAUCACUUGGUUAAUACCCCCUUCUACUGUCUCUAAGCCAUUUCAUACCAGAGUACAUAAACUGUCCAUCUCCUCUUCUUUCAACCGUGACCUUCGUUUAGCCGAUUCCGGAUUUGCCAUUCACUCGGUCGAUGGACCUCUAGGCUCUGAAAGGCGUAUUCUCUCUCGUGAGACUGCAGCGGAAGGGGUAGCAGGACGCUCGACAACUCUCAAUUCAGCUGUGGCAGUCUCUAGAAGAGGAGUUUCAGCGGUCAUCGAUGUCCUCCCAUCCGAAGGCGGCAAAGCAAGUGUAGAAGACGUAGAUGGAAAUACGAACUUGAUCAGUCCUAGGACUGUCUUACCUACUAUUUUCCAUCAGCUGAAAUCGGGAGAAAAGGAGAAAUGGAUUGCAACUAGGAUAUGGGCCUUGCCAUUUUCUAAAGAAGAAGGAUUAAGUACGAAAGGUUGGAUAGAAGGUUGGGAGACAAGUCAAAAGGGGUAUAGCGGAGCUGAGGAGCUGAAGAAAGGUUUGGGAAUUGCUUGA
Molecule: messenger RNA, 2004 nt
Organism: Kwoniella shivajii
Lineage: Eukaryota; Fungi; Basidiomycota; Tremellomycetes; Tremellales; Cryptococcaceae
Exons: 8
Coding region: 1-2004 (667 amino acids)
Source: RefSeq, a predicted model, not a curated record